This is a messenger RNA of Hyalella azteca, 1541 nucleotides long. RefSeq names its product phosphotriesterase-related protein. Lineage: Eukaryota; Metazoa; Arthropoda; Malacostraca; Amphipoda; Hyalellidae. Gene Ontology annotation, biological process: catabolic process. Gene Ontology annotation, molecular function: zinc ion binding. The transcript is spliced from 7 exons. The record is from RefSeq and is a predicted model, not a curated record. The coding region runs from base 51 to 1118 and encodes 355 amino acids.
CGGAUGAAAUAACCAUUCAUUUCCGAUAAAUUUUGCAAAAGAUAAGCACAAUGGAUACAAAAGGCAAAGCAAUGACGGUGAUGGGCCCAGUGGAUCCUGCAUUGCUUGGCCAGAUUUUGCCCCAUGAACACAUAAGCGUCAACUUUGGAUUUGGAUUUGUGGAGCCAGCGGCUUGUUCCUGCGAAGCUGGGCCUAAGACGGAGUGCGACUUCACGCUUCCCAACAUUGGGUGGAUACGACAAAACCCUUACAGCCACAAGAAAAACAUCAAAUACAGCGGAGAUGAGGUGGAGCGCAUGGUGGAAGACGAGUUCAAGCUCUUCAAGAAGGCUGGGGGUGGCACAAUUGUUGAGAAUACAAUCACUGGAAUUGAAAGAAAUUUGCUGGCAUGUAAAAGGCUCAUGAAGGCAACAGAUGUCAACAUCAUUGCUGGCACAGGUUUCUAUGUGUCACCAAGUCUGCCCAGUUCAGUGCUAGCAAUGAGCACAGAACAAUUGUGUGAAGUAAUCCUGAAGGAGGUAACCCAGGGUUGUGAUGAGGACCCAACCAUCCGCUGUGGCAUUAUUGGGGAAAUUGGCAGCUCCUGGCCCAUCACAGAUUUUGAGCGUCGGAGCAUCAGAGCGGCAGGCAUAACACAGGAGCAGACAGGUGCCCCUGUCAUGUUCCACCCUGGGCGCCACCAUGACGCCCCUGCCGAGAUAUUGCGCGUGUAUGCCGAGGCGGGAGGCGACAUUCGGCAUGCCGUCAUGGCGCAUUUGGACCGUACGAUCCACACCAUGGAGGGUCUAGCAGAGCUGGCAGCCUUGGGCAGCUACCUGGAGUACGACCUGUUCGGGCUGGAGACAUCGCACUAUCAGCUCAACGCGGCCGUCGACAUGCCGUCUGAUGCUCAGCGCAUCGCGCGCAUCAAGCACCUCGUCGAGUGCGGCUAUGCCGACCGAAUCCUUAUAUCUCACGACAUCCAUACCCGCAACAGACUGACUGAGUACGGCGGGCACGGAUUCUGCCACAUCUUCGAGAAUGUUGUGCCCAAGAUGAUCUCGCGAGGUUUGGCUCCAGACGUCGUGUCGGCUUUCCUCACCACAAACCCGCAGCAAUGGCUCACAUUCUCUAAGUAAUGGGGCCAUUUGUGGCCUUUUUGUGGAACUUUGUAACCUCUUUACAGUUAUACGUGGCCUUUUUGUAAAACUUUGUGAAUAUUUGAGGCCUUUUUGUGACCCCUCUUGGAGGUGUAAAGUCAAGUGUUGGCCGAUGACAACAAACGUUUUAUCAAAUGAGAAAGGUUCGUCACAAAAUUACGUUUUAUACAUUUUUAGAAUGUGUGGAUGAUAGAAAAGGAUUAACUUAACCCAAGUUCUUGAAUUAUGAAUUGUCAUAUGAGAACGAUAAUAAUGAAUUGUUUUUUCAUAUAUUUUAGGACAACAGAAUAUGAACAGAUGCACAACGAAUAUAUAAGAGAGGCGACUUUAAUUGUGCUGUGGUAUCGGAUCCUCCUAGUGAAUGUUUUUCAAUUAUGAAUGAACUUUGUUCAUUUAAAUGAU